This is a messenger RNA of Cyprinus carpio (common carp), 1083 nucleotides long. Its product is annotated as C-type lectin domain family 4 member E-like. Gene Ontology annotation, cellular component: cell surface. The record is from RefSeq and is a predicted model, not a curated record. Gene Ontology annotation, molecular function: (1->3)-beta-D-glucan binding; pattern recognition receptor activity. Gene Ontology annotation, biological process: positive regulation of killing of cells of another organism; phagocytosis, recognition; positive regulation of cytokine production involved in inflammatory response. NCBI's taxonomy places the organism in Eukaryota, Metazoa, Chordata, Actinopteri, Cypriniformes, Cyprinidae.
GAAGGUCCAACAACGGCUCUAUCAGACGAGUGUUGGGGAUUUUGAUUUAUGAGUGACUCAAAUCUUCCGUAUCCAUUCACUCAAAAGAUUCAUCAGGAUCACCAGAAAACCCAGAGCUUUGGUUUGGCUGGGUGGAGAGGACCAGCCCCUCUGGCGUCAUCCUGCCAUUCCACACAGUCUUCACUUUCUUUGUUGUGCCAUGGAAAACUCUAUGUGUUGCAAGGAAACAAGCUGAUCAGCUAUAGGCUGACCUCAAGGAAUGCAGUCCAACAAACUCUCAGAUGAUGUGGAGGGAAAUCCUGACAGGGUGGAUCCCUUCUACCAGCAAGGAAUCGUAACAGGUCUCAACUUCAAGAAGAAUUCACAAGAGGAUCAGACCAGAGGUCUUCUUUCUGAUGAUAUUACACCCAUCCCAUUCCAGUACAAAGGUGACAGAGGGCCCUGCUCAGAUGGUUGGGUUUUAUAUAGGAACACCUGUUAUUUGAUAAUGAAUGUUUAUGGGACAUGGGAAUUAUCAAAGUCUUUAUGCAACGACUUUGGGGCGCACUUGAUGGUUGUGAACAAUGAGGAAGAGCUGGAGUUCAUUUCAAGAGUGGUUCAGAAGAGGACUGACUAUUGGAUUGGUCUCAAGAGGGACAAAAUUGGCCAGUGGUCCUGGGUUAAUGGAGAUAAUUAUCAUUCAAAUCCACAGUUCUGGGAUGAAAAUCAACCUGCUUAUUGGGGUAUGGAGUCCUGCUCUUACUUAAAAGGAUCUGACACAGUGCAUCGAAAGCUGAUGCAUGAUGCUGACUGUCACAGACAACUGUAUCACAUUUGUGAACGCAAACUAGAGAAAGGCAUGCGGUAGGAAACUUCGCCAUCAUGUCAACUGCAUUAGACUCUCCUAAAACCCAGCUCUGGACAUGCUCCUUCUGAAAUUGUUAGCUGUUUGUAAAUGUCCUCUUUUUGUUUGUAAACUGUACUUGCCUGACUGAUGCACAUUUAAUGUACUUUUGCUUUUCAUAAGUCACUUUUUAUAGUGUUCCAGUGUACAGUCCUGUUAAAUGAACACAUCCAGUUAAUUAAAAUGUUCACUAAAAUGAA